Messenger RNA from Ceratina calcarata, 1756 nucleotides. It is a transcript of the gene eas, whose product is annotated as ethanolamine kinase 1. The coding region runs from base 494 to 1540 and encodes 348 amino acids. Gene Ontology annotation, cellular component: cytoplasm. NCBI's taxonomy places the organism in Eukaryota, Metazoa, Arthropoda, Insecta, Hymenoptera, Apidae. Gene Ontology annotation, molecular function: ethanolamine kinase activity. Gene Ontology annotation, biological process: phosphatidylethanolamine biosynthetic process. The transcript is spliced from 7 exons. The record is from RefSeq and is a predicted model, not a curated record.
AAUAGGCAUUUCAUUAAGUUUUUAUUUCAGACUAACAAUUCUUAAUAAACAAGAUAUUGUUCACAUAAACUAAUAAGAUAACUUGGAAAUCAUCGAAAUUUGUUUAACAAUUAAAAUUUAUGGUGAUGCAUAAAGAAAGCCUCGAAAUAAUUCAAUUACUACUUAGUGUAGUUGAAAGUAAUCUCAUCGUUAAUUAGGAACGGUGUUCUUCAAUUUUAAGUGUAUAGAUUUAUAAAGUAUGAAGCAAUAUGAUGUAACUGAAUAGUGGAUGAUUUCCUGAAACAUAAUAAGAUGACUAUGAAAUUCAAGGUCCUUGAGUUACCUUGCCAUAGUCAGAUAUGUGAGAUAUUAUCACUAUAUAAGUAGUAUGUAGAAGUACAUAUCAGUAAUCGGCAUUCCAGUUACGGUAGAAGAAUUUAGAGUAAUUUAGUCUGAAAUAACACGUGUCAAUGUUUUGAUAAUAAUUAAUAGGUAUCAUCGAUAACGUUUGAUCAUGGACCAAUUAUGUAAGGAGCCUCAUCUUGAUAUAACAGUUGAUGAAAAUGAAAUAGUUGCUGGUGCCAAAGAAAUAAUUAAGAAAAUUAGACCGACAUGGUCUCUGGACAAAUUAAACUUCAAAAUAUUUACAGAUGGAAUAACAAAUAAGCUAAUCGGAGUAUGGUAUGUUGGACAUUACAGUGAUAUGGUCUUGAUUAGAGUUUACGGGCACAAGACAGAUCUGCUCAUCAAUCGACAAGAUGAAACUCGAAACAUCCGAAUAUUAAACAAAGCAGGAUUUACACAUUCCAUUUACGCUACGUUCAAUAAUGGCUUAGCUUAUCAAUUUAUCGAAGGUAAUACGCUUACUACAGAGACAGUCAGAGAUCCUUAUAUAUAUCCACUAAUCGCAAAAAGAAUGGCUCAAAUGCAUAAGCUCAAGCCUGACGAUGCUGAAAUACUUAAAGAAGCCUGCAUUUGGAAUAAAAUAGAACAGUUUAUGGAUAUUAUGCCAAAAGAAUUUUCAGACGAUGCUAAGCAAGCAAGGUUUGAGAAACUCAUAAGACCGUUUACCGUGUUGAAACAAAAUUAUCAGCUACUAAAGAAGGAACUUAUAGAUAUAAAUAAUGAAGUAGUUUUUGCUCAUAACGAUUUGCUUUUAGGAAAUGUGCUUUAUAAUCAGAAGGAAAAUUCAGUUACUUUUAUCGAUUUCGAAUACACUGCGUACAAUUAUCAAGCUUUCGACAUAGCUAAUCAUUUUGCAGAAUUUGCUGGUAUUGACAAUCCUGACUAUUCUUUGUAUCCUGGUGAACAAUUACAGAAAGCAUGGAUAAAUAUAUACCUGCAGGAAUAUAAUGAUAUUAACUGUGUACCUGAAACUGAGAUUAAUUUACUGUUCUCACAAGUAAAUAAAUUUGUUCUUUUAUCGCACUUUUUUUGGGCCUGUUGGGGACUCAUACAAAGCGAACAUUCAACAAUCGACUUCGACUUUUUAGAGUAUGCUGCUAUGCGAUUCGAUGAGUAUUUCAAAUUGAAAGAAAAAUACCUCAACACAAGAUUUUAAAACCAAAGUUAUUAUUAAAUGAACAUUCCAUAUUUUAUUUCUACCGCUUACUUGAGUUUGUAAAUAACAUUUUAACAAAUGCCCUUUUUUGUUGUAUACAGAUCAAAUAUUUUACAGUCACAUAUGUAUAUAAUUCUAUUUUUAAUUUAUACCAGAUGUUAUACAUUGACAGUAUUAUAAGAAAAAUAACAAAGAGUAAUAUAUGUAUUUCUAAAA